Saccostrea cuccullata (small rock oyster) is the source of this 4400-nucleotide messenger RNA. RefSeq lists its product as uncharacterized. NCBI's taxonomy places the organism in Eukaryota, Metazoa, Mollusca, Bivalvia, Ostreida, Ostreidae. The transcript is spliced from 17 exons. Bases 134 to 1585 code for a protein of 483 amino acids. The record is from RefSeq and is a predicted model, not a curated record.
CAUUUAAACCGCAACGAAUGCAUACCCAAUUAAAAUGCAUAGGUUAGUAGCAACUGAAACCGAAACUACAUAAUUUAAGCGUAAAUUCCAGCCAAAGACGGAUUUUUUCCUUUGAAAUCCAAUUCCUUUGGCCAUGAAGAAGAGGAAAAGAAUGAGCUGCUUUUCUGCUAAUAUAUUCAUUUCUUUGUUGAUUUUAUUUGCGCAGAAUGAAAGUGUGAGUUCUAAAAGCUGUUUGGCUAGUAUGCCAACAUUACAGCUUGUUGAAGAGUGCCCCAAAACAAAAGAGGAAUGGAAUAAAAGGUCAGACAAAAAACGAUGUGACAUGUUAGCGGGGACAUCUCAGUGUUCAUCCUUUGCUUAUCACUGUCUACUAAAUCAGAAUGGAAAUGAAACAGUGGAGGUCUGUGCACCAACAUGGUUUUUAUCAGGAUUCUGCGCAAUUUAUAAUACUGAUGAGUUUCGAGUAAUAGAUAACUUUAGCUUCGACUGCAAUAACAAUACAAAAAUAAAGAAAGGGGAUAGAUGCCCUUCCAGAUACAUCUCAACAGAGACAUACAAAUACCAGAUUUGUUACAGAAAAAGAGAAGUAAAAGAUCUGGAAUCUGACAGAAUUCACCAGUCAAAUAUGGAAGAGGGAAGUAGCCCAUUUGUCUUGACAACAGUGUUUAUUGUUCUUUUCAUCUUGGCACUCAUUGCGUCAAUUUUCCUAUGUGUAUUGUUACAUCGAGUCGGCUGUGACAAAAUAUGGAAGAACGAACAGACAUAUAGAAACAACACAAAUGUAUCCACGCAGGAAAAUCCGUUUCUUGGAAAUAAUCAAGGAAUCACACACCAGAUUCAAUCACAAGAAGAUGGUAUCGGCGACGAAAAUCAUCCCCUUCUUGAAGAAAACAAGACUGCAGCAAAAAAUCAAAGUAAAGAACCAAUGGGAAAUGUUGAAGUGUCUCCAGAAACAGCCUUAAAUGAAAAAAGAACAAAAACAAACAAGAAGGCAAAAAAUGAUCACGAGGAAGCAAAAAAGGAACGAGAAAAGGAACGUAGGGGACUUGCAGACAAACAGCGUGUCCAACAAGGCCGGGAGAUAUUUGAAAAAAAUGAAGCCGCUAGAAAUGCUGAAGUUUUUCCUGGACAAUCAAAAGAAACAACCUUAAAUGGUAGGAGAAUCGAGGGAGAGAAAGCUGCAGACAGCAAUAUUCUUGGCUGUGUGGGGCAGACAGUAGAGAACAAUUCAAGAGGAUUUGCACACGGUGCUGAGGAAAAACGACAAAAUGUAUCCUCAUCUGAAGAUUUCAACAAACCGGAUGAAGAAGAAGAAGAAGCAGAAAAAGAAGCGGAAAAAGAAGAAAAGAAGCUAGCAAUUACAAACUCUACAUCCGGGAAUAAUCAACCGCACCCAAGCCCACAUAGAGAAGGAUUUGCAUACGGUAAUGAGGAAAAGCGGUACAAUGUACCCACAAAACAAGAUUUCAACAAACCGGAGGAAGGAUUUGCAACAGAUAUUGAGGAAAGGCGGGACAAUGUACCCAAAAAAGAAGAUUUCAACAAACCGGAGGAAGACUUAACAGAAGUUAAUUCACAGAAGUAAAGUGUUGAAGGCUUCUCUUUUAAAAACAACAACAACAGAAAUGCUUUGAAGGAGAUUUAAGACUAGAAAUAUUUAGAUUAGAAAAAAAUUACCAGAGAUAAACAAUGAGAUAUAUGUCCAUCUGGUAAAAACAUAUCUAGUUCAACAAACGUGUGUGCAAAACAACCUGCAAUGUGAUUCGCUUUGAAUAUUUAAAUUUUGUCAUUAAUAACAGUUACUUUAUAGGUUUAUAUAACAAUCGAAGUUGAACAAUUUCUAGGGAUCUUGUUACCGACCAAAUGCACUGCAUUAUUAAAAUAAAUGCAAAGAACGAGGGCGCUUUUAAUAGGCAUUCGGUAGGAAUCUGGGUUUACUUGAGAAAUGAAAAAAUAAUAAUUUUAUUGACAUAUCACAUGAAAUGUUAUCUUUUUUUAUUUAUCUGGUUCCUGUGAAAAGGGAUAUAGUGAGUUUAGUUUUGCUGAAAAAUAACUUAAAAACUGGCGAGAUCAGACCUUUUUGCAAAGAAUGGGACAUUUUUAAACGUGUGCACGUUCUAAUUUCUUCUUUCUCUUUGUUUUCUCGCAAUGAUCCUUAAACCUAUUUGUGUGCAUUUUCAUUCAAAGAAACGAUGGUAUAUUUGUAAAACGUGGUAAAUAGACACAGAGACAAUACAAAAUGGGACAUUUUUAAACGCUUGCACGUUCUAAAUUUUUUCUAUCUUCUGGUUUUUGUCUCCAUGAUUCUUAAACCAAUCGACUGUUUUGUCAGUUUCAUUUUAUGUACUGAUUUAUGAAAAUUUUGAAGUAGAUAAAUUUUAGUUCAGUUAAGCGAGAGCGAAGUUAAUUUAACUCUUCUAUUCUUCUUAAAAUGUGAUGUAUAUGUACUCUUAUCAUAAGGCUUUUUUCUUGUAAGGGUUCAUUUUUUGUGGAGCAUUACUAUGAUUUUGUACUUCUUAAAAAGUGUAUUCUGAUUCUAUCAAAAAGGUUUGUAUUAAAAGACAAACCUUGUGAAAUUGUAAUGAUACUGUAUUUAAAGAAAAUGUGUGUUUUUGAGAACCUUCAUUAAAGAAUAAAUGAAUGAGUGUACUCAGCUGCGAUCUAAACACUCUUUUUUGCUCUUCUCAGACAUUUAAAUUUGCUGGUUUUGUCACAUGCGUCUUAUUAUAAUUUUGUUUUAAGGGUUUAAAGCAAUGGAUCCAAGUAUCUUUAUCUGUUUUAAGUUCAGACAAAUGAUAAUGACUAUAAGUUUUGAUUUUUUUUUUGAUUAAUUGUUUAGAUAUUCUUACACGCUGUUGUUUUCACUUGUUUCUCUAAACAUAAGGUGACCAUUGAGUACUAAGCAUUUUUUACUAUCAGUUGUUUAUUUAAAAUAGUGAACACUACACCCGAAAUGAUGCCAAUCAAAUUGUCUAUUUGUCUGAAAGUCAAUUAAACAUCGUUAGAGAAAUAUUUGUUAAAUUUUUGCAAACAGUGCAUUGGCUGUUGUAAGUCCUGGUUGCCUUGAUGCCCAUUUUAUCAUUUUUGUUCUUUGAAAUCCACCUGCUCAUGUGUCUAAUAAACAUACAUUGGUUGCUGUAAAUUUCAAUGGAUAUUUCUUUGGGAUUAUUAAUAAGUUUUACAAAAGCUUAAUGAAGUGUAACAGUGUAUAUUAUUAUCUAGUUUAUUGAUUCUUUACGUUCAAUUUUAGCUCACCUGAGCCGAAGGCUCAAUUCAGCUUUUCUGAUCAAAAUUUGUCCGUUGUCUGCCGUUGUCGUUGUUGUUGUCGUCGUUGUCGUAAAGUUUUCACAUAUCCAUCUUCUUCUCAAGAACCACUGAGCCAAUUUCAACCAAACUUGCACCAAAGUAACCUUGGUCAAAGGGCCACGCUCUUCAAAGGGGAGAUAAUUAUGAAUUAGGGAAAAUUUAAUGGAAUUUUUAAAGAUCUUUUUUUCAAGAACCACUGGGCCAGGAAACAUGAAACUCAUGUUUAAUCAUCUUCAGGUAGUGUACAUUCAGGUUUAUUCAAAUCAUGACCCCCGGGGGUAAGGCGGGGCCACAAUGGCGGAUGAAACUUUUACAUAGGAAUAUAUAUAGACGUCUUUUUGAAUCUUAUUCUCAAAUACUCCAAAGCCAUGAUAAGUGAUAUUUAUAUGGAAUCAACCUCCUUAGUGUAGAUUUUAGUUUGUUUAAAUCAUAACCAACAAACACCCCCCACCAGUUAAAGGGUUGGGCAUCAAAGGUCCAUCAAAGGUUUACAAAGAAAAAUAAAGGAAAAUAAAAUCAAGGAAAAAUCCGAAGAACAGAAAAGCUAUGUUAAGUCAUAUUGACAUUUAAGCAUCCUAAAUUCGAUUUAAAUUCGAUCAAAUCAUUGUCUUCUGGGAAUGGAGGGUAGGACACCCUCCCUCCUCUGUAAACUUUUCAGUUCUUACCUGAUCUGUGCUUUUUCCUAGACGAUGUGCUCAGGUGAGCAAUGUGGUCCCUAUUUGUAUGAUAUUUAUAUCAAUAAAUGAACAAAAAAUAACAAAAAAGAUGAACAGAAAUAAUUGAAUGUAUGGAGGCUCCUAGGAUGAUAAUUUAAUUUUGUAAUUUGAAAUAUAAGAAUAAAAAGUUGUUUUAUUAAAAAUUUUCAAUGUUUAAACACAAGUCAUGCUUUUUUACUCCCACACGUUCGUGUACUCAUCUUAUCCAGCUUGCGGGUGAAAUGGCCUUAAUUUACAUAGAAAUACUAUAAAAAGAAGGUUUUCUCUUAAAAUAACGUUAAUGUUGAUUAAGAUUUGGCUUCAGACAAGAUUCAUCAUUAAAUGUUUAUUGGGUUAUUUUCUGCAUUUAAUUGUGAUGUUUUCUUUUUUGCUCGUUGU